Molecule: messenger RNA, 2774 nt
Organism: Eufriesea mexicana
Lineage: Eukaryota; Metazoa; Arthropoda; Insecta; Hymenoptera; Apidae
Product: UDP-glucuronosyltransferase 2B1
Exons: 5
Coding region: 719-2278 (519 amino acids)
Molecular function (GO): UDP-glycosyltransferase activity
Source: RefSeq, a predicted model, not a curated record
GUAAAUAAACCAAAGCGGUGUUUAUAAAUUCGCGUUUCAUACUCGUCAGGCUAUUUAAAGAGUCAAGAAAAUCUGAUACUCGGAACUCGGAAAAUGUGCAAGUAACCGAACCAUAGUUAAAUGAUCGCGUCACGAUUUUCAGAUCGUCAGUUCGUCGAGAUCAGCCGAGUCGAAUGGUUGACUGAUCAUUCGUCGACUCGUGUAUAUCGUGAUUAGUGUAACGAAACAGAGGCCCCAGUUCGUGGAGGGAUUAUCAGAGAAACAACGCGUGCGCCGCUUUCCUUCUACGAUUAAUGAUAUCAGGAACUCUUGAAAAAUCGUUUUACGUAUCUUUAAUCACCACUCAAAUAGACCAUUCGAAAAUAGAAUUUAUAUUGGAUAGUCUAUGGAAGGAUAAGCUCGGUCUAUUGACACUGUACCGAUCUGUCAGUCAAACUGUACGGACCUAUUGACGUCUUUUGCGUCAGCGUUGAGCAGUUUACCAGGGAUAGACAGACAUUUCUCUUCGAACAUGACUAAAUCGCAUCUAGAAAAGUGAAAAUAUUUUUUCCAGUCGGGGCCCAGUUGAUCAAGAUUAAAUUGGAUGCUGUUCUCCGGUGAAGUGCGGGCCAUCGUCCACGCGAGUUGAUCUCGUAACAAGUCUAUGUCGAUUUCAACAUCGAAUUAAUGCGUAAUCUUCAUCUCGUCGAUUUCUUGGUAUUUCGAAGGCAAUUGCAAAAUGAGAUUGUUACCUGUGGUGGUGUUUUGCGCGGUAUUGUCGGUAUGUUACGGAUACCGGAUAUUAGGGGUAUUUCCUUUCAAUGGGAAGAGCCAUUUCGUAAUGUUCGAGCGGCUGAUGAAGGUUUUGGCGAAGAGGGGUCACCAAGUUGACGUGAUCAGCACGUUUCCCUUAAAGGAACCGUAUCCUAAUUAUACCGACCUGAUCGUGCUUCCGACAGCGAGGGAUUUCAUGAACAAUUUGACCUACGAAGAAGUAAUGACGAAAUUCAGGACAUCGAUUCCAGCCGCUGUGGCCACGAUGGCAGGGAACGUUGUUUGCGAACAUUUGAACCACCCGGAGAUUCAGAAAUUUAUCCGUAAUCCGCCUAAUGACCCACCUUACGACCUGAUAAUCAUGGAGGUGUUUGGCGCACACUGUUACGCGAUACUGGGCGACAUCUUGAAGGUGCCAGUAAUAGGUGUCAGCACGUGCGUUCUUUAUCCAUGGAUUUCCGAUUACAUCGCGAACCCGGAAAACCUGGCGUUCGAGCCAACCAACCUCCUCUCCUAUCCUCAGAAAAUGAACUUCUGGCAGAGGCUGCACAACGUCGUGAACAACAUCUACGCGAAAUACGAAUUCAACUCGAUCACCAGCGAACAGACCGCGAUGUUGAGGAAGUACGUGAACCCGGAUGCACCUGACGUGAGGGAAUUAGAGAAAAAAGUAUCGAUGAUAUUGGUGAAUUCGCAUGUGUCGAUCAACGGAAUUAAAGACUCCAACCCUGCGUUCAUCGAAAUCGGAGGACUGCACGUGACAGAAGAAGGAGUCAAGUUACCGCCUAGCCUGGAGAAAUGGAUGAACGAGAGCACGCAUGGGUUCAUCUACUUCUCGUUUGGAUCAAUGGUGAAGAUCGAAUCCUUCCCGGCUGGCCAUAUCGAGAUAUUUUACAAUGCCAUGAAGAAGAUAGCACCUGUUCGUGUUCUGAUGAAGAUAGCGAAAUCGGAGGAACUUCCGCCUAACUUGCCCAAGAACGUCCUUACUUUACCGUGGAUACCACAGAUCAAAGUUCUCAAGCAUCCGAACGUGAAAGCGUUCAUCACUCAUGGGGGCCUCAUGGGUACUCAGGAAGCUAUUCACUUUGGUGUGCCUCUGGUCGGUAUACCGCUGUUUGCCGAUCAGUUUAUCAAUAUCAAGAACUAUGUUCGACACAACAUUGCGGUAGCACUGCACAUUGAUACUCUGAAUCAGGAGGAUCUGGAUCACGCCUUGAACGUUGUUCUACACGACCCCAAAUACCGAAACGCAGCACGGAAAUUGUCGAGAAGGUUCCUGGAUCGACCAUUAAGCGCAGAGGAGACCGCGGUUUAUUGGGUCGAAUACAUUGCAAGACACGGUGCAAAUGUCCUCAGAUCGCCAGCGAUGGACUUAACAUGGUGGCAAUUGUAUUUGGUGGAUGUUUACGUAUUUCUCCUAGUGGCGGCGCUCGCGGUGACUUAUCUUAUAGCGACUUUGGUGCAAUUUGUGUUCUACGUAGCUUACACAGGUUCCACUGUUCCGCGCAAGAAGAAGGUUUCAUAACUACUUUCUUUCCCCUACUUUAUGUUGAGUUGAUGAUGUGAAAUGUCGAUUCGCUUCUCCUCGAUUUUAUCGCUGGAUCCACUUUUAUCGAAGUAAAGGUAAAUUAAACAAACGACGUAUCGACGAGUAACGUUCAUUGUAACGACAAUUAUGUCCUAGAUUAACGAAUUAUGUAUUUUUAAUUUAUAUUUAAUUGCACUUAAUGUUUAUCCGUUUAAAAAUUAAAAUCAAUUCUCGCGUUUUGUUAUUAGAAGCGUGCAAGUACAAUGUGACGUAUCAGAUACACUUUCACCUCUGACAGACAUCAUGUCAAAUACGUUUUUGCGUUUCAGUAUUUCCGUGUUAUGGCCGAGUACGCUCGAAAAAUCAACAACAACACGCAACGUUGAAAAUAAACAUUUUUAUCGAUGGUGCGCGUCCUUUCCUGCAUUUCUGCUCGCAGAAAUUCGCAAUUUGCACAUCGUUGGUCAAUAAAAAUAAUGUACUAUGAUGUUGA